Aspergillus vadensis CBS 113365 is the source of this 3138-nucleotide messenger RNA. Its product is annotated as rRNA-processing protein UTP21. The coding region runs from base 1 to 3138 and encodes 1045 amino acids. Gene Ontology annotation, cellular component: small-subunit processome; Pwp2p-containing subcomplex of 90S preribosome. Gene Ontology annotation, molecular function: protein binding. Lineage: Eukaryota; Fungi; Ascomycota; Eurotiomycetes; Eurotiales; Aspergillaceae. The record is from RefSeq and is a predicted model, not a curated record. Gene Ontology annotation, biological process: rRNA processing. The transcript is spliced from 5 exons.
AUGCCGUCUUUGAAAGAUGAUGGCUUUGAUUUGCCUCUCGCAAAACGGCAAAAGAGAACAGUCGCAGAGGGAAUCGAGAAAUCCUCGCGAACGCCUGGAUCUAAAAUCUUUUCGCCCUUCCGGACAUUAGGACUGGUAUCAACCGAAGUGCCCUUCACCUGUGUCCGCCUAGGCAAAGCGACAUUCCAGAUUACCACAUCUGUAGGACGCUGCUUGCAGACUUAUGAUCUGAAGCGAGGCCUCAACUUGGUAUUCAUUAGUCGUCCUCAGACGCCAGAUAUCAUCACUGCUACUUGUGCUUGGCAAGACAGGAUCUUUGCAGCAUGGGGAAAUCUUCGCUCCGGCUCGGAAGGGGGUAUAUGGGUGUUCAAGAGAGGUAAAAAGAUUGCGUCUUUAGAAGUGCCUGCUGGGUUUUCGGAGCCCAUUGAACGGCUGCUUGUAUUCGGCACAUGGAUCGUUGGCUGCAGCAGCAGGUGCAUUCAAGUGUGGAAAAAUGCCUCGUAUCAACACUACACGACUCUCAGACCUCAACGUGUCGGUAACCUUUCAGAUGAACCGGUGUAUACCGGUCAAAUCUGCAACAUGCCGACAUACCUCAACAAAGUAUUCGUUGGCAGAUAUGACGGAAAGGUUGACAUCUGGAAUGUAAAGACCGGGAGGCUAGUAUAUUCUAUGCCCCCAGUGUCAGCACAUGCAGGUGCAGUGACUGCUCUUCAACCAACACCCGCGUUAUCACUGAUUGCUAUUGCAUACAAGAGUGGAGCACUAUCUAUCUGUAAUGUUGAGACAUGCCAACUGGCUAUGACCUUGCGUGCAGGCUCUCCACAAAUGGACUGCGUCACAUCACUCGCCUUUCGGCAAGAUGGCCUAGGUGCGGGCGAACAUGGACGAACUGCUGGCAUGAUGGCCACUGGUUCCGUUGAGAGUGGUGAUGUCACUAUAUGGGACCUGAAUAACGGCGGAAGGGCGAUGGGCGUCCUUCGUCGGGCACAUGCACUCGCUGGUGAGUCGGGUUCGGGAAUAAGCCAUUUACAGUUCUUGGACGGCCAGCCUGUUCUGGUCUCAUCUGGGAAGGAUAAUUCGCUCAAGACAUGGAUUUUCGAUGAAAUUCCAUUCUCGCAUAUCCCCAGGCCUCUUCACAUAAGGAGUGGGCAUUCAGCUGCAAUUACUGCUCUAGAGUUCUUGCCUUCGGGGUCUGAUGGCUCCGAAUUCAGUGGGAAGUGGUUGCUGAGCGCUAGUAAGGAUUGCAGCCUCUGGGGUUUCAGUGUAAGGAAGGAUAGCCAGAACACCGAGAUUUCUCAGGGAGCUGUUGAACACAAAUCCAAAAAAAGGGGUGCAUCCAGCACCUAUACUGGUGUCACGCAUGCUAAUUUGGACACCGACUUCCGGGCACCGGAAAUUACCUGUAUCGCCUGCUCCUUGAACCGCGAUGGCGGGAUGGGAACCACGACGUCCGGCCCCAUCUGGGCGAAUCCUAAAACAACAAGAGCAGAAGAUUCGAGCAAGACGGGCUGGGAAAGUAUAGUUACUGGCCAUCGUGGAGAUAAAUAUGCUCGGACAUGGUUUUGGGGCAAAAAGAAAGCCGGGCGUUGGGCGUUCGAAACCAGCGAUGGAACUGAAGUCAAGAGUGUCGCUCUUUCACGGUGCGGAACCUUCGCAAUAAUUGGGUCUGCGGGAGGUACCAUUGACAUGUUCAACAUGCAAUCUGGUCUAUACAGACAGAGUUUCCCAGCCAAGUCUCCCAAGGGUGAUCUUAAACAACGGCCUACUCCGUCGCCCAUCUCUGAGAGGCAUGAUAUCAAACACACCAAAGCAGUCACUGGCUUGAUGAUUGAUGGACUGAAUCGAACUGUUAUUAGUUGUGGACUCGACGGUAAAGUCAAGUUGACUGAGGUUGUCAUUUCAAAUCAGUUUUGGGACCUCGUGUCGGGUCACCUGGUUGAUCAGCUUGAUUGGUAUCCUAUGACUUCUAUCAUUGGGCUUCGAAGCAACCACACAAACGAGCUUGUUGCAUUUAGCUGUGACGACCUCUCAAUUCGCGUUGUUGAUGUUGAAACCAAGAAAGUCAUUCGUGAAUUUUGGGGAUGCGUGGGCCAAAUCAAUGAUCUCACUUUUUCAACCGAUGGACGCUGGAUCAUUGCAGCUUCCAUGGACUCCACAAUCCGCGUAUGGGAUUUACCAACGGGCCAUCUCAUUGAUGUAUUCCGCGUCUCAAGCACAUGCACCUCUUUGGCGAUGUCCUCAACGGGCGAGUUCUUGGCUACUGCACAUGCUGACGGGGUAGGUAUCAGCCUUUGGUCCAACAAAAGUUUGUUUGUACCUAUCUCUACGCGGAAUGUGGAUGAGCAUGCCAUGACAAAUAUGCACAUCCCAACUUCUUCCAACGACGGCUAUCCUGGAGUUAUCGAAGCAGCAUUCUCAGAUGGUUCUGAUGAAGCGGAAGUGGACGGCCCGUUACCAUCCAUUGAACAGCUCAACGGGGAUAUGGUCACUCUUAGUGUUGUUCCUAAGAGCAAGUGGCAAACGUUGCUUCAGUUGAAUUUAAUUAAGGAACGCAACAAACCUAAAGAUCCACCGAAAGCCCCCCAGAAGGCUCCAUUCUUUCUUCCAACUGCUGGUGAACAAAAGCUCCCCGAUAGUGGUCCGAAUACAUCAAGUGAGGGCAUGGUUGCUGAGCGCUCGCGAAUCGCGAAACUCCACAAUUCCAGGGAUAUGUCCGGAAUCAUGAGCACGCGUUUCACUGAUCUUCUAUAUUCAGGUUAUGUCUCAGGAGACUUCGAUUUGUUUGUUGAGCACUUGAAAAGCAUGCCUCCAGCAAAGGCAGAUCUUGAGAUUAGGUCACUGGAUCCACAGGUACGGGACGGUUACUCUGAGCUAUCCGCUUUUGUUUCCGCGUUGUCUACUCGCCUGCGAUCGAGACGAGACUUUGAGCUCGUCAACACAUGGAUGGCAGUCUUUCUAAGAAUACAUGCCGAUAUUGUGGCAGAAUGCUCUGGUACCAAUGCAGACGACGACGAGAACGCUUUAAAAUCUGCCCUUACGGGAUGGAGUCAGGCACUGCAGCGAGAGGCACAGCGCCUGGCUGGAUUGGUCGGUUACUGCAGAGGAGUAGUUGGGUUCUUGCGGUCUACACGCUGA